AUGCCUCCUAAGAAGUUUGUUUCCCUUGACGACUUCAUGGGCGAAGAAAAGCCCAAGAAGAACCAAGUGCCUUCGCCAUUCGGUGGGUUCUACACUAAGCAAGCUGCCAGCAAUGCAGCCCCGGUCGGUGGCCAGCAGCAGCACAAAAAGACCCUAAACCAACAGUCCUCGUACCAGGCCCAACGUAACUGGAACGACGGCAGCCAGUACCAAAGCUACCAGAAUCACCAAGCUCCUCAAAACUACCAAAAUUAUCAGAGUAACCAGAAUUAUCAGAAUUACCAAUCACCCGCGUAUUCGCAAACAUCGACGCCAGCAACAAGCAACACUCCAACUCCCACAACGUCGACCACAUCUCUAACGUCAUUGACCACGUCGUUGGCUAACUUGGGUGUCACUCCAAUCUCAGGGAUCCUUUCGAGCCUCCCACAAUGCGCGUCGCUGGCAGACUGCAAACAACAAAUUCAGCUGGCCGUAGCAGAAUUCAAUAAAGAAGGCCACUCCGCCGAAGACAUCAAGAACUGGGACGUUCCUAGCAUCAUCAGUAAGCUUAUGAAACCCAAGAAUGCUUCGCUGGUCCAAGAGUCGGGCAUGGUCUUGAUCUCUCAGUUGGCCAGUAACUACGCAGGCAAAUCGCCACAAGAGGUGUUCCUACUGCCUUUGUUGCCUUCUGCUUUGGACGCCAUCAUCAGUAAAGAAAGCUCUGUAAGACGCUCCGCCCAGCACGCAAUUGAUUCGGUAUUUGGCCUUUUCCCAAUUGAGGCGCAAACAUGCGUUGUGCUGCCCAAGCUUCUAGAGUAUUUGAGCUCCGGUGUCAAGUGGCAAUGCAAAUGUGCAGCGUUGAAGUUGGUUGACCGUAUCAGAGAAGAGUCCCCCAAUGAUUUGCUCGAGCUUACUUUCAAAGACGCGGUUCCCGUACUCACCGAUGUUGCGACUGAUUUCAAGCCUGAACUAGCAAAGCAAGGUCACAAAACCCUGUUGGACUUUGUUUCCAUUUUGGACAAUUUGGAUCUUUCCCCCCGUUUCGAACUGAUCGUGGACACUUUGCAGGACCCAGCCAAGGUUCCAAGUUCAGUAAAGUCCUUGUCUAGUGUUACUUUCGUUGCUGAGGUCACAGAGCCGGCCUUGAGUAUAUUGGUACCAAUCCUUAACAGAUCGCUAAACCUUUCUUCAUCUUCGCAAGAACAGCUCAGACAAACUGUUAUCGUUGUUGAAAAUUUGACUAGGCUGGUGAAUAACAGAUCCGAGAUCCAACAUUUCAUCCCUCAACUAAUGCCUGGCGUCCAAAAAGUUCUAAACACUGCCUCCUUACCAGAAGUACGUGAACUAGCAGAAAAAGCACUUCAAGUUUUGAAGGACGAUUCACAAGACGAUGGCAAGUUCGCUGGCAAAAUUUCAUUUGAAGAAGGCUCCACCUUUUUCAAGGAAAGGCUUCACUAUCUCACCGAAGGCAAGUUAAGCGAGGAUGCGGUCUCCUACGUUUCUAAGAUUCUUACUGUUGAUGCAAAUGUUAACGACUGGAAGAGGCUAAGAGAAUACCUUGUGCUAGUUUUUGGUGAAGAAAAAGCUGAAAAUGUUGACACCCACUUCAUUCAUGAACUAAGACUUCUUUUCCAUCAAGAAAAAGCGCAAUACGAUGAUGACGGAAUUGAAAUUGUUAACGCUGAUUUCUCUCUUGCUUACGGUUCCAGAAUGCUGUUAAACAAGACCACUCUUCGUUUGUUGAAAGGUCACCGUUACGGUUUGUGCGGUAGAAAUGGUGCUGGUAAAUCAACAUUGAUGAGAUCGAUUGACAAUGGCCAAUUGGAAGGCUUUCCUGAUAAGAACACAUUAAGAACGUGUUUUGUGGAACACAAGCUGCAAGGAGAAGAGGGUGAACUCGAUUUGGCUUCUUUCAUAGCUUUGGAUCCUAUCUUGAAGGACGUUUCUCGUGAAGAGAUCUCUAAAGCCUUGGAAACUGUGGGAUUUGAUGAAGAAAGAAGAGCACAGACUGUUGGUUCUUUGUCAGGUGGUUGGAAGAUGAAGUUGGAAUUGGCGAGAGCCAUGUUGCAGAGAGCCGAUGUUCUCUUGUUGGACGAACCAACUAACCACUUGGAUGUGGCAAAUGUCAAAUGGCUACAAGACUACCUAUUAGAACAUACUGAGAUUACAUCUUUGAUUGUUUCGCACGACACCGGUUUCUUGGACGCGGUUUGUACUGACAUUAUUCACUACGAAAACAAGAAGCUUGCUUACUACAAGGGUAACUUGGCUGCUUUUGUAGAGCAGAAACCAGAGGCGAAAUCCUAUUACACCUUGACUGAUAGCAAUGCGCAAAUGAGAUUCCCACCACCUGGUAUCUUGACGGGUGUGAAAUCAAAUACCAGAGCUGUCGCAAAGGUGACUGGCGUCACCUUUGCCUAUCCAGGUGCUAGCAAACCUUCCUUGAGUGAUGCAUCAUGUGCGCUGUCAUUGAGUUCAAGAGUAGCUGUACUUGGACCUAACGGUGCAGGUAAGUCAACUCUUAUCAAAAUUCUCACGGGGGAACUUGUCCCUCAAGAAGGAAAAGUGGAAAAGCAUCCUAACCUUCGUAUUGGGUACAUCGCGCAGCACGCUCUGCAACACGUUAAUCUGCACAAAGAAAAGACCGCUAAUCAAUACUUACAAUGGCGUUACCAGUUCGGUGAUGACAGAGAAGUGCUGUUGAAGGAAUCGAGAAAGAUCUCGGAACAAGAGAAAGAAAUGAUGUCUCAGCAAAUUGAUAUUAACGACGGCAGAGGUAGCCGUGAAAUUGAAGCUAUUGUGGGACGGUCCAAACUGAGAAAGUCUUUCCAGUAUGAGGUUAAAUGGAAGUUUUGGCUACCAAAGUACAAUUCUUGGGUUCCUAAAGAGGUGCUCCUCGAAAAUGGGUUUGACAAACUAGUGCAAAAAUUCGAUGAUCACGAAGCGUCUAGAGAAGGUCUUGGAUAUCGUGAACUGACCCCAGCUGUGAUCACAAAGCAUUUUGAAGAUGUUGGAUUGGACGCUGAAAUUGCAAACCACACACCAUUGGGCUCUUUGUCCGGUGGUCAACUGGUCAAAGUCGUCAUUGCCGGUGCAAUGUGGAAUAAUCCUCACUUGCUAGUGUUGGAUGAACCCACCAAUUAUUUGGACAGAGACUCGCUAGGUGCCCUGGCUAUGGCCAUUAGAGACUGGUCUGGUGGUGUGGUGAUGAUUUCGCACAACAACGAAUUUGUGGGUGCUCUGUGCCCAGAACAAUGGAUUGUUGAAAACGGUAAGAUGGUCCAGAAGGGUGUUAAUGCAAUCGACCAGAGCAGAUUCGAAGAUGGUGGAAAUGCUAGCGCUGCUGGUGCAAAUGUCAAAGCAUCGCCAUCAGUUGAUGAUGAUGAUUCGCCAGCCAACAUCAAGGUCAAGCAGAGAAAGAAGCGGGGGUUGACCAGGAAUGAGAAGAAACUGCAGGUGGAAAGACGCCGUUUGCGUUAUAUUGAGUGGUUGAACUCACCCAAGGGUACUCCGAAACCUGUCGAUACUGACGACGAGGAGGAGUAA
Molecule: messenger RNA, 3528 nt
Organism: Lachancea sp. 'fantastica'
Lineage: Eukaryota; Fungi; Ascomycota; Saccharomycetes; Saccharomycetales; Saccharomycetaceae
Source: the annotation of a GenBank genome assembly